This is a messenger RNA of Rangifer tarandus platyrhynchus (Svalbard reindeer), 492 nucleotides long. The record is from the annotation of a GenBank genome assembly. NCBI's taxonomy places the organism in Eukaryota, Metazoa, Chordata, Mammalia, Artiodactyla, Cervidae.
AUGUCCGUCAGGAAGGGAGGGCUCUCCCUCCGGCCCCAGGCGCCCUCUCCUGACCAGUUCGGCGGAGACCAGGGCUGGGGGCCAGCCAGGUUCCCGGGCGCACCCCGGGCCGUCGUGAGCUCUCACCCCCGGGCGGGGAAGGCCCGUGGCGGCGGCGGCGCCGCGCUCGAAGCCCGGAGACCCCCCCCCCAGCGCUCGUCUGUGAACAAACUCCGAGCUCAGUCCUUCGAGAAGCCGGCGAGAGCGGGACGGCUACCUGCUCGCUCGCCCGAGUUCGGCGCAGAGCGAGAAAGACCCGGCACGCGGUGCAACUCCCCUCCCCGCCAGGCCGCCCAGCGCCCUCGGGCCCCGCCGCCCCCGGCCGGCCCCGACCCGCACACGCAGGCAUGCCCGGCGGCCGGCAUUCCGGCGCGGCGGGUCCGCAACUUCGCGCCCGGGCGCCCGCGCCUCGCAGCCCGGCGGGCGGGAGACAAAAGCUGCGGCGCCGCCUGA